Molecule: messenger RNA, 3811 nt
Organism: Thunnus maccoyii (southern bluefin tuna)
Lineage: Eukaryota; Metazoa; Chordata; Actinopteri; Scombriformes; Scombridae
Product: centrosomal protein of 120 kDa
Exons: 20
Coding region: 249-3230 (993 amino acids)
Biological process (GO): positive regulation of centriole elongation; interkinetic nuclear migration; centrosome cycle
Cellular component (GO): centriole; centrosome
Source: RefSeq, a predicted model, not a curated record
GCAUGCGCGCCUCCAUCAUCACUUCCGCUGUUGAAACAAAAUGGGUGGCGCCAAAGCUUGACAACAAAGCGGCUGUUUGCUGCCUCCCUGUAACGGACAGUCAGCCUCCUCUCUGUAAACAAAACCUCUGCCGUGUGUAAGUUUUUUUUUUCUCUCCACAUCAAGACAUUUCGGAGUUAAACGAAGGUUUAAAGAGAAGUUUGAACCGACAGUUGGAAAGUUUUCCGUUAACUGUUACAAAUGUCAACAUGGCUUCGAAGACAGACCAACUUCUCAUCGUUGUGUCCAUCCUGGAAGGUCGUCACUUCCCGAAGAGUCCCCGGCUGAGCCUCGUGGUCCAGGCGAGCUUUGACGGCGAGCAGCUGGCCACAGACCCGGUGGAGCACAGAGAUCAGCCGCAGUUCAGCACCGAGCUGGCCUGGGAGCUGGACCGCAGGACGCUGCACCAACACAGGCUGCAGAGAACUCCCAUCAAGCUUCAGUGUUUUGCUGUCGACUCUGUCAGCAACAGGAAAGAGAGCGUCGGCUACAUCGUCCUCGACCUCCGAUCGGUACAAGAGGUCAAACAGGAGCCUCGCUGGUAUCCGCUGCUGAGCAGUAAAUACACCAAACAGAGACCCGCCCUCCUCAUCGGCGUGAUGCUGGAGAACGACACCAAGCCCUCCGAACCCUCUCCUGAUAGGUUCAAAGCCAAGAAGGCCCCGCCUCGACAAGGCUCUCCAGCAGUAACCGAUCUUCUCCCAGACAAGCUGGAGGCUGUACUGGUCCCAGACCAGGGUUACCAUCAGGUGGGACCUGCAGAUCACUGCACUGACAUGUUCGUCCUGUCCGUCACCGUGGCGUUCGCUACCAAACUAGAACAGCUGAUCCCCAGCACCAUGAAACUGUCAGCAGAGGGCUCCGAGUUCUUCUUCUACUACUGUUUACUGGGGAACGACAUCACCAGCGAGCCUUUCCACAACCUGCUGAGCCCCGACUUUGAGCCGGAGCGCGCCUCUGUACGCAUCCGCAGCAGCAAACAGGUCCUCAACGCCUUCCUGGCUCAGCAGCCCAGUUUACAGAUCCACCUCUGCUGCGGGAAUCACUCUCUGGGCGGUACGGACGUCUCUCUCUCGGCUCUGUCGGCCGUUCCUGUGGAUCUGGAGAACAAGGCGGCGACGGUGGAGGGAGCGUUCGUACUCCAACCUCCCAAACGCAUCAAGCAGACGCUGCCGGCUCUUCCUGCGGACCUGCAGCCGACCGUCGGAGUGGCCGUCACCCUCCGGAGGGAGGAGGUCACACCGCAGGCUUUAGGGAAGAAAGAAGGAAGUGGAGCUAAGACACACUCCGUCCCUCCCUCUGUUCCUCCUGCUGAACCGAGACCUCGAAGCUCCUCUCCAGUCCGAAAACCUCCCGACGCCUCCUCUUCUCCUCUCGGUCCUCCUCUUCCUCCUCCUUCCUCUCACACAGAGAGCGAGGCAGAGAGUCUUCUGGAGGAGCUCCGACAUGCCAAACAGCAGGCGGGACUUGCAGCUGCAGAUCUGGACGUUCCUGCUCAGACUGAAGCAGCAGCAGCAGAAGGCGGAGCGUCAUCCGUCAGCGUCUCUGCUCCCAAAGUGUCCAUCCCGUCCUCCGCCCAUCACUACUGCUUCUCUCUGGACCUCCGCAGCCUCGGAAAACUCAGCCUGACGCAUCCCAUCGCUGCUACGCUCAGGUAUUCGUACCAGUUCUUCGGCAGUGCAGCUCCCAUCAUGACCAACCCUCCUGUGGAGCUGCAGAGGAACGUGGAGGUGUCUCUGCCUCAGUCCUACUGCGCCUUCGACUUCGCCGCUCUGCCGCAGCAACUACAGGACACCUUCCUCAGAGUUCCUCUGGUGGUGGAGGUUUGGCACAGAGACUCCAGCAUCGACCAGCUGAUAGGACGAGCCUCCAUCCAGCUGUCUCACCUGCUGAGCUGUGAGAGGAGCCGACUGCAGGGAUCGACAGGAGAGCAGAGCUGGAGACAAACUCACCAGGACCGGAUCCCCGUCGUCAGAGCACAGCGUCCCAGUGAGAAGGUGGCAGAGUUGAGCUACGUGGCGACGCUGGAGGACCUGGGAUUGGUUAAAGCCAGAGAGGUCAUCGUGUCCGACUCUUCACAGAACGAGGCCGCAGCACCCAGACCUGCUCCACCCAGCCCGCCCCCUGCACCGCCGGGCCCCGCCGCCCCCCCGACGGCCCCGACGGCCCCCAGAGACACUCUGGAGUAUCGCACGGCCCUGGAGCUGGAGCUGUGGAAGGAGGAGCAGGAGGAUCUGUUCGAUGAUCAGCUGAGGAAGAAGGAGUUGGUCCACAUGCAGGCGUUGGCAGAGGAGUGGAGGAGGAGAGACCGAGAGAGAGAAGCUCUGGUGAAGAAGAAGGAGGUGGAGUACAACCUGCUGGAGGAGCAGCUGCAGAAAACUCUGUCUGAUCUGGAGAAGAGAGAGAAACAGCUGGCAGAGGCCGAGCUAGAGACUCAGAGGCUGCAGCGGGAGCUUCGAGCUGAGCACGAUCUGACCCAGAAGGAGCUGCAGGAGAGCAGCAGGAGGCUGCAGCAGGAGUGUGACCACCGGGUGGCGCUGGAGAGAGACAAAGGCCGCCUGAUGGAGGAGGAGAGAGCGAGGCUGCUGCAGCAGAUUGCCGACGGUGAGUCUCGGUAUAAACAGUUGGAGAAAGAGUUUCAGCUCUACAGAGAACAACAAAACAUCCGACCUGAGUUCAGACUGCAGUCAGAGGUCAACCUGCUGACUCUGGAGAAGGUGGAGCUGGAGAGGAAGUUGGAGUCGACCACCAAGUCGAAGCUGCACUAUAAGCAGCAGUGGGGACGAGCUUUAAAAGAGCUGGCCAGGUUCAAACAGCGAGAGCAGGAAAACGCUAUGAUGCGUCUGAAGAAGCAGCAGGCGGAGCUUGAGGCCAUGAGGCUGCGUUACCUAGCAACAGAGGAAAAGGAGGCGGUGCGACAGGACCGUCAGGAGCUCGAUGACAUCAGGAACGAACUCAACAGGUUAAAGCAGCAGGAAGAUCGAUUAGGCCCCGCCUCCUCCUCCCCCUCUGUGUCUGGCCCCGCCCCCGGCGCGAGCUUGAGCGAGAGCGCUGAAGAACACCUGAGCCGCCUGCUGGAGGAGCGAGACACGCUGCUGAGGACCGGCGUUUACACGCACGAAGACCGAAUCAUCGCCGAGCUCAACAGACAGAUACAAGACGCCAUGACGCACCGAGGAGGACAACUCUGACCGCCGCCGCCGCCGCCGCCGUCCAAUCAGAGACAGACUCACUCGCUACCUGAGACGGCAGGUAAACAGAAUCAGUGCCAACGUUUUUAUAAAUUCACUUUUAGACGCAUGUUGGAAUAUUUGACCUGAAAUCUGAUUCAUAAGAAGAUAAAUGUGAACAAAACGUGCAAUUAGAAGCAGAAGAAGAAGCGGAUUCUCUUCUUCUAUCACUUCUAACCUGCACGUUCAUCAUCAGCUGACACCAACUUCCUGUUACAGAUUAGACUCCUGACAGCUUUUUAUUUGUUUAUGGAUUUGUAUAUUUAUGUUUGUUUGUGUUGUCAAAAUAUUUAAUGAUCCUCAGCAACGUUCUUCUUAAAGGACUCGUUUACAUUUUCUGCUGUAAUACAGUCGUCACACGUCGUCACACGUCGUCACGGUGUGGAUGUUGUUGUCGUUGUUCUGCUGGUACGAACAGGCGGCGAGAUGCUUCACAACACGACUACACUGUAAAAGAGUUCACGACUAAUGUUUAUUUUCCUCAUCGAUUUAUCUGCUGAUUACUUUAACAAUUAAUCAUUUUGUCUUUAAAAGGUCAACAA